Erythranthe guttata (spotted monkey flower) is the source of this 1326-nucleotide messenger RNA. Its product is annotated as protein SAWADEE HOMEODOMAIN HOMOLOG 2. The record is from RefSeq and is a predicted model, not a curated record. NCBI's taxonomy places the organism in Eukaryota, Viridiplantae, Streptophyta, Magnoliopsida, Lamiales, Phrymaceae. Gene Ontology annotation, molecular function: DNA binding; chromatin binding.
UUCCGAUUUGUGUAAAUAACUAAAUACUGUGAGAAAUAAUUUGAACAAUUGUAGAAUUGAAGGAGGAAGCAGCGUUCGAUGGGUCGACCGCCGAGCAACGGCGGUCCCGCUUUCCGGUUUAACGCCGUCGAGGUAGGGGAAAUGGAGGCUAUCUUGCAAGCCCACAAUUACGCUGUACCUGUACGUGAAAUACUCGAGGCCCUCGCUCAGAGAUUUAGCGCUGCAGCUGACAGAGCAGGAAAGGUGGAAGUUUCGUCAAAACAAGUAUGGAACUGGUUUCAGAAUCGGCGAUAUGCUCUCAGAGCAAGAGGGACGAGGACACCUGUCCCAGGUGAGAUGAAUGUAAUUCCUACACUGCCACGAGAAGAUCAACCGACAGCUGUCAGAAAUGUGCCUCAGCCUCCGCCACCUCAGCUUGCUCCCUCAACAUAUUCUCACCCAGCGGCGGUGAAAAGUGUGGCUCAAGUCCCUCAUCCUCUUCCCGUUCCAUCUGUUCAAAGUGCAGUAAGGAAUGCUUCGGAUAGUUCUCAGAUGGAGUUUGAGGCUAAAUCUGCUAGAGACGGUGCAUGGUAUGAUGUUACUUCGUUCCUGUCACACAGAUCAUUAGACACUGGUGAUCCGGAAGCUCUGGUUCGUUUUGCCGGUUUUGGACCAGAAGAGGACGAAUGGGUCAAUAUUCGCAAACACGUGAGGCAAAGAUCACUCCCAUGUGAAUCUUCAGAAUGUGUAGCAGUUCUACCUACAGAUUUGAUCCUAUGCUUUCAGGAAGGCAAAGAGCAAGCCCUAUAUUUCGAUGCACAUGUUCUUGAUGCACAAAGGCGUAGGCACGAUGUAAGAGGCUGUCGUUGUAGGUUUCUUGUCCGGUACGAUCAUGAUCAAUCCGAGGAAAUAGUCCCGUUGAGGAAGAUUUGCCGUAGGCCCGAAACGGAUUACAGGUUGCAGCAACUUCAUGCGGGGUCAACGAAUGCGAUCCCACAGAAGAUUGGAGUGGAAUCUCAAGGUGGGAAUACGUUGAAAGUUAAUUCUACCGCAGGAGAUUCUUCACCACUAGUAAAACAGCAGCAGAUAAAGCCAGAGGAAGCAAUGACGAAUAAUGCUGCCGCUCCUGCUAAUAUUCCGAAUUCGGGCGAAUCUAAAUUAAUACCUUCGAUAAUUAACUCCGAAAUGUUGCUGAGCUAGCGAGUUUUCGAAUUGGUUACGUUAACUUUUGGAAGAACUUAUGUUUUUUUUUUUUUUUCUUUUUCCCUUUGAUUUGGUAGAAUAGAAAUAGGGGGAUGUAUUGGAUGAAGUUUUGUUCUAUGAUUAAUGUGAUAUAUUUUAGGUCUG